AUGGACGUAACGGACUCAUACUCGGAGGUCGAGUUGCCCAGCGACUUUUCCGUCAGAAAUGACCUGCUCAAGGUGAGAUUUAUCAUCUGCAAUGAAUGCGCAUGUGCCUGGCCUGCCUGCCUUUUCGCGCGGAGCACUCGAGCAUUUUCAUUUUUCUACAGGUCGCAAGAAGGCGCCCAUGAAAUAAAUUGUUUGCAAAAAGCUGUCAAAAGAGUGAGAGAGAUUGGCCGAUUUCGCGCGAGAUUCCACGAUAUCGGCGACCGGCGAACGCGUGCUUCGCAUCUUGGCAGCCGUCCAACUUUUCUCCCUCCUCCUCUCCGCUCCGUUGUUUUUGCCUCCUCAACUGCUGACCUUGCCGUCGUCGCACUGCUGCUUCAAAGAUUUAUAACUGGUGGCGCCAGCGGGCGAGUGUCGCAUUCAAAUUCCGCCGCCUUAUCGCCUGUUUUGAUCGCCGCAGCAAAUUGGAAACUGUGGUUUCGAAAUUGGAGGGGUGAAAGUGUAAGAAACUGGCAGGGAUGCAAAGUAUGAGAAGUAAUGGAAAGUGAACAGGGAACAGGGGGCUCACCAGAUCGGACAUCCUUAUUGGCAGAUUUAUGGAGUGCAAACGUUUCCUGGAUACGUGCGGGGUCCCGUCUUGUUUGCUCGGGGUCUAUUACCCUUUCUCGCCUUCUUUUUGUCCCCCCCCAACCUAAAAAGACAUUGGAUUGUUCCUCCCGCACAAUACGGUCCAUUCUCACCGUACAACUUUAUUUGGCAAAAGCUGUGAGUAAGUGAAUAGGUGACUGACUGCCCUUUCGCGCUAAGUGUUUCCCGAGGUGCGCAUCUCGGCAGUGAAGAGCAACUCGUUCGAGUGCGAGAACACUGCUCUUGGAACCGCCGUACUCUCCACGCACAUCAUACCGAACAUGGCGCCCCGCCUUUUGAUGAUUCCUAAUUGAGUGCUGACUUCCUGAAUCGAUUAUCGUCUCUGUCAGGUUUAGUUUUCAUUUUAUGGUCUUUCCGGAAGGUCGAGAAAUCGUAAAUUGAGUCCGCCGAAUUGAAUGCCAAAAUACUUUUGCCGUUUUUACAGUCGCACUGGAAGCGGGUGAUCGUUAAAACGGCGUCCCUUCGGGUUCGGGGUCACUUCUCCUCUUCCUCCAAUUCGUUUUUUUCUGGGAUUAUCUUUGUGCGCCUAAAAAGUUGCAGCUGUGUGCGCGGGCGCCUGUGUACCACCCUUUCGGCCUUUUCCAUCUCAUUGUCUUGCAGGUCAUCGAAUCGUCGGGCGAGGAAGUGGACAGAUUCCUCGAGAACUGCUCCUCCCUCUACAAUCUCAUCCUCGACUCGUUGCACAAUCUCACCUCAAAGGUAAGUCAUACUUCAAUUGAUUUUUCCCCGAGACACAACUUUCAAAGGCUCGGUUGCCAUGGUCGGUGGUCAAUCAAUUAGGUACUCGUUUAGACCGCCUUCCCCUCUGUUUUCGUUUUCCCACCACUAUUGCCACUUUGAUUAAUUCUCCAUUUGCUCCGCGAGCUCUGGCGACAGCACCGCCAGAUACUGCUCAAGCAGCAGUUGUCACCGAUUGACGAGAGAGAGAUUGUAUCGGGGUCAUCCAUUAUCAAAAAGAGAAGAAGCGUCUGAAUGAGUGUGCUACGAAAAUAUUACGACUGAUUAGUGACGGCUAACAUUGACAAGCCCAGCUCGGACAUUGGCUCAAAAAAACUCCAUUCUUUCCGCAGAACAUAAUCAGAAUCUGACGCCCUCACAUUGCAUAACAUUUUCUUUUGAAAGCAGUAAUAUUAACACUUCGGUGGAGCUUCGCUGACCUGUUUGUGAUAUCUUUUUUGUGAGAUAUUGGAUGACCAUUGCAUCCUUCUCCGUCUCUUCAUCUCGUGUGAUGUCUCCUCGGUGUUGUGGCCAUUGUCGUGGUACGAGAGUGUUGAGUUUGGAAGGGUUGAAGGUCUCCCAUAAAUCAAAUGUAGUCGGAUUGUGCAACUUCGUAGCUCCUCCGCCACCCAAUGCCCUCAUUUUUACUCAUUUUGCGAGAUUGGUUCGGCUGAUAAAUUUUGCACCAUUCAAUUAGUUUCCCAAAUAAUAUCGAAUGUCAGGAAAGUGAACCGAUUGUGUGCGCGAGCCGUUCGGAAUGAAAUUAGAGACGGAUGGGAAGCGCGUCGCCGUUUUGCUUUGUAUCAGUAAUUGUUACGAACACUUUGGGGUUUGUGUGCCCGAGAGUUCGAGUUAGGUUUGAGGGACCAAAGAGUCGUUUUCAUGGGAAGCUGUCGGCGGUCGGUUCCCAGUGGACCCUUCCAGUUGCGUGAUUGACCAGUGUUUGUUAAGACGAGGAUGCCACAUUGGCAAGCCGUCUCCUUAUUCGAACGACCUCCUCGGAGUGUAACAUAAUCCCGGGCAGACAGAUUGAGACCAUUUGUUUCCCGGUUUAGGAGCGGGCAAGGCUACUUAUUCGUUUCUUCUUCACAUUCCGUCUCGAUUCGUUCACUUUGUCUUGGGUUGGGAUCAAAAUCAUCGUGAGGCUUAGGCGGAGAAGGCUUGCGCUCGCAUUUAUUGCACAACAACAGAAACGAUACGCGCGUGAAGAAGCGACAGUAGUAGAAGACGGUCUGUGUCGUGUUUGCGGAUUGUUAGUUAUACCGUCGAGCAUGCUCAGCGACAGGAGCACAAGCGGCGAGGGAGACGGGAGGAGGUAGUAUACUUCACGCACCCGAUACUCUUGCCCACUCGACACACAGCACUUCUCUUCGGUAAGGUUCGAGCGUGUGCAACAGACUGAAAGUGUUCUUGCGCUUCCGACAACAAACACUCUGUUUUUUGUGUCUUCUCUGAAAAUUCUGAAAGUUUGCUCAUCUGGCUGGCCUACUCGUUCUUUUUAUGACACUUUCUGUUGAUGUUUUGGCGAGGAGGCGAGACGUCUCCGAUUUUAGUGCCUCCACACGCCACGUUGUUGCUCCUCUUCCGACGUUCCUCUAUUUCACUCGGUUGCUGCAUUCCGUCGUCGCCAUUAUCUGGACGACAAACCAAUCUUCUCGGACGUCUGUCAGUAGUCCACUCGAGCACAUCCUCCCUAAUCUAAAUUAAUGAGAUUCGGAGGGUGUAAUAAAAAUAAUGAGCUCUUUAUCGAUAUGCCAAAUUGUUGGCACCACUUUCCGACGUGGUUCUAUCUCUUUCUUCUCUCUUUCUCCGUCGCCGAAACCGCUGCUUUUCGACCCUCCAGGCGUUGCAAUUCCAAUUCUUUUGAGAAAUCGGAAAGAAACAUGUCACAUUAGGUAUUCAUUAGCAGCGACGAUACGCAGUCCGUGUGACAGAGCUGACAAUAUGCAUCGUAUCAACGAACGGACACAAGAGAAGGAGACAUUGUUUCGUUAAAAUGACUCAUUUCCCCCAAGCCCGGCGGUACUGUUCCUGCCAGCCACGCAUUCAUCGCUUAUUGGCUUAUUAUGUCGGCUGUUAUCAGUCUGCAAACAGGCGCAUCUUCUCUAUGAACUUGUGUCCGGUGCCAUUCUUUUCCUUUCGCAGAACGAACCCAUCCGUUUCUGCGUGGUCGCCCUUCCCAUUCAUUUGUCCAGUUUAGCAGACGGAUGGACGAGUUUUUAGUGUGGUAUGAUGAGAUUCGGCACAUCUGGAGCUGCUCGACCACCACCACUACCCCUUGCUGCGCGGACAUUGCACCGGUCCGUCGUGUGGGUUAAUAGCCCGUCUCUGACAACACAUGUGCACUUGCGCGAGGGCACAUUCGGGCCCCCCAGUCACACUGUUUCUUUCCUCGUAGUUUUGAUGAGAGCACACCAUCAUUUGUUGUCCGCCCCGGCGAUGGGCUUUACCUCUCUCUUCUUCGUUUGCGUAAAUAAACAAAACUUGCAAAUCCGACAGGCCGUCCUCUUUUCCGGCUAUCGUCUCGUUUUCUUUUGAAUGCCAAUGCAUAUAAUGUGAUUAUAGGCGAGAAUGUAAUGGUCGGUUUGUUCUGCAAACUUUACCUAAGUUCAACUUUUACCUUUUCGGAAUCAAUAAAUUUAUAUUUGUGAUCCGGGAACAGCUGACCCGAUGCAUUUCUCGCAUUCCAUGUCUGUUUGGGUAGUAUUACGCCAUAUUGGCUACCAUUCGGGACCAGAAAUGCAUCUAAUUUCGUGGAGUCAAGAUCGUCAGUUUCUUCUUCUUCCUUUUCUUUAUUUUCUUCUUGAGACCCAAAUGAUGAACAUUUUCCCAAAAGAUCAGAUAAGUGCGUAAUUCCGUUUUUUUUUAAAUUAUAUUUGUCGAUCACUCACUCCAACGAUUCAGUUUCUCAGUUUUUUCACACUAAUCGAAUUAGUGAUUUGGGUUGAUCUAGAUCCGCUUGUCAAUCAGAGUGGGGAGCCCGGGUAGUGCACUGAUAGCCAUCACUGUCAUGAUCAUCGUUACGGGCUGCCUCCCGAUGCGAGAACGUCUUCAUUGGUCAUCAAUCGUCGAGAUUAUAUUCGGCAUCCUUCGCGGUCCUUUCCUUCCUCUUCUUUCUCCGUUCAUCUGAAGAUGGACAGAGACGAUAAAAUGAGGAGUGAAAGCUCAUUAGGUAUUAUGCAUUAUUGGUGGUGGGAACUAAGAUGAGCCCCCGUUCCGUUAUGUUCCUUCCCUCUCGCGGAUUAAUUAAGAGCACAAAAGGAGUAUGUGUGAAGAGGACCUCUCGAGCAAUUGGGAGGUCGUUUGAAGUUCUCCCACUCCGCUCUUUCCGACCGCUUCUUAAGCUUUCUUCUGUCUUUUUCUACCGCCUUCCGCCCGCUUCCGACCGAUUCUCUAUACUUGGAUGACCAGAUUUGAAUGAAUUCGCACCUUCAACCGACCGAUUCGAUUUCUUUUUAAUCCUUAAUCCUACUUUGCAACUCUCCCUGUCCUUCUUCCCAUUUACCAUUCUUUGAAUUUCAGACAAUAUCAUGCGAAUUUCUCGACGAAAUGACAUCAUCACUUGAAAAGUCGGCCAAAAAGAUCCUGGCCGAACGGCCUGAGGCCGAGAAUUCGGUAAGACUCACUUGCACAUUCACACUUUUACUAAUAUUGUUGGUUUAGGUCCUGCUUCGGCUUAACACGAUAUGCUGUGCCAUGGAACAACUUCGCGUGCAGAACAAUGCGAAACUGAUGAGUGGCGCCGAGUCGGACACCUCCAGUAAGUCCCUUUUUGCAAGCGGGCGCACCUUUGUUAAGUCAGGUGUCCGGAGGGCCACUUUUUGCGCGUUCCGAAUAUGCCGACCGCCCGUUUUUUUUUGCCGUCACUCUUCUCUAGUCCGCACACUUCCGGUCGUUUUUCAGGUUCGGCGCGAAGUUCCACGUCAUCGUCAACGGGCGAAAUGCGAUCAUGGCUGCAUGAGGUGGAACGAAGACUCGAAAUCAACGAGAAACGGAUUCGAGUGGAGCCAAAUUUGGCCAAGUUGCUCAGCGAUCAACAGGUCAGUUAUCUAUCGAAGUCUUGAAAUUGUGAGAGGAACUAUCGUGCAUCCUAUAAUCGAGGGACAUAUCGAACUGCGACUUGGAAAAAUCAAAAACUCUAUUCCAAAGAAAUUCAACAUUACGUAGUACGGUACAAGACAGUUAUUAUAUAGUUUAAAAAUCAGUUGGUUCCCCUAUAUUAGAGAUUUCAUUGAAUCCAGCGCAAAUGAGAAGAACAUAUAAUUCUAGUCGGUUGUACUGACUCUCAAUUCCAUCGUUUUUAUUAAGUUCCAAAUUAGUGCUGGAUGUUCUCAAAAUAGAAAGUUGAAAAAAGUGUACAAUAGCUUCUCUAUUUCAACGUCCCCUCCGGAAGUCGCCUACUUUUUGUUCUCCUGUCGCUUCCCGUGUUAGCCUCCUCCUCCCCAUGCUGUCCAUAGUAGUUGUUGAAUAAUUUUACGAGAAUUCUUCUCAUUGUCAAUUCUUUUUCCGCCGCCCAUCAAUUCUACAUCCGAGUGACCAGUUGCUCUUUCUUUCCCCCCUCUCGCGUCCAUUUCGGGAUGACGGAUUGCCGACACUAGACGGGCGGUCCACUUUGACAUCCAUGAGAACCUCUUCUCUUUUCGGCUUGCUCCUCUUUGGCUCCUCGAAUAUUCAGUGGAAGAAGGACGCGGCGGCGGUCGCAGGUGCGGAAGAAGAGCGGUGCCGUCCGUCCAUCGCGUGUCGCUCAGCCAUUCCACGCACUUUUGUCUUGGUUACUCUCGACCUCCAUCUCAUUCUCAUUCUUUCUUCCGUCAAACCCUACCACCUAACAAUUAACACUUUUUCCUUGGUCGCUCUUUCAUUUUCCGCGCACCGCUUCGUCGUCCGGUUCCCUUCCCGCACUCAAAUCUCGACUACCGUGCAUAUCACAUUUCCUCGUUCUUUCUGGCUGUCCUAGUAGUUGUAGUUGUUCUCGUUCUCUCUUACCGCAGCGCGCGUAUCUUGUAGAUAUCUCGAUAUACAAUAAUAAUGUUUAUAUAUCAAUCAAAUAAUCUCAACGAAUCUGCGUGCCCGCGAAUCCCGUGCUCUCCGUCGCCGUAUUUGUAUACAGAAAGUGUGCGUGAGUGAGGGUGGCAGCUCAGUUGUACGGUGCACCCCCAGAACUCAUUUCUCCACUUAUUCUCGAUUCGGUUGACUUACACGCAUUUCUAGACAGAGAACGAUUUACGGCUUUCCUAGCUUGCAAGAAGUUUAUGUCAAACUUUUAAACCCCCUUACUUUCUCUUGCUUGGCUCCGAAAUCGUAUAAAAACCGACUGCGCCCCUUGCUCUCUCUUCCUCUUUGCGACUCAAUUUCGCUCCGCGCGAGCAUUGCUCUUUUCAUCCGAUUGUCGCAAGGUGAAAACGAUCUUUAUUUCGGCCGUCUUGUUUCCUCAUUGUUUCCUUUCCUCUCCUGCCGACUUGUUGGCGGCCUCUGCCGGAUUGUGUAAUUCAUCUGACAACGGCAGCAGCGGGGAUCGUAUUAUUUCUUCGCCUCCUCCUUCUCCUUCUUCUUCUUCUUCCGUAUUACACGAUAGAGACAAGAACACAGACGAUGCGCACUGUUUAUUUUUGGAAUUAUAUAAUCGACCGCCCCCACUUCUUAUUCUUCCAAAUUGUCUUGUUGUUUUCGCCUAGUUCAAAAGCUUCCAAUUCAAAAAGACCCAACUUUAACAUGGUGUGCUGGCAUGGUAGUUUUAGAAAGAUCCUAGUUGAAAUUCUACUCUGAAUUCUACCGACAUCCAUAGUGCUUCCUGAAUUGCUUCCCAAUCAUAAUUUUUCCGCGUCCACGGUUCUAUUUGUAUUCGAAAUGUCGUCUUUUCUUCCACUCACCACUGACCGCAGUUCUUCGCCGUUUCGCACUUUUUAGUGUCGCCCGUCACCUCGUUUCUUUUGUUGCUUCGUAUUCAGACGGACCUCUUGCACGCGUUCAUCUAUCGGUUUCCCCCACGGUGGGCCGUUCCGUUCUCCGAUCAUCAUUUUUUUAUUACCCCAGUCUCCGGUGACCAAACACUUUUGUCCGUUUCCCCUCUAUCUCUUCGGAUUAUCCGCAAUCUGUCUUGUAGUACUGUGACUCUACGCCGUCAAAACCGGUAGCUUGAACUGCAAAUUAUGAGCACUCGAAAAAGUGUUCGGAUAGCACUCGAGUGUUCUUUUCGCUUUCCUUCUCGCCGCCGUCGCCACCACUGGCUGAUCACCCCCUUCGGUUCUAUCGUUUUCUCGUUUUACUGCUCCAUCGACGCCUUCUUGGCCGUUUUCUUUUACAAUUAGCUGUCUUCCGAAUAUCCGGUUCAUCGGCGUCGUCUUCUUUUCUCAUUUUCGUCGUUCUCCUUGCAUCUAUACCGACCGACACUCUCAAAUUCGAAUCACUUUGUUUAGCGCCAACUGUCUCCAUUUCUCUGCCGACUCUCUGCUGCCGUUCUCCACUUCAAUUGCACUUCUCCGCUCAUUCUCACAUACCUUGAUUCCUUAUCAGUUACGACGCUAGCGGCACAGAACGCUUCUUUCUGUGUCGAUUUAGCAUCUAUAGUUUAGCUUAGUGGCAUGUUUUCCAAAAUAAACAUUCUCCCACUGGUUUCUCAGUCUUCUGUAUUUCCGACUAUAGUCUUCUUUCCUUUCCGUCGUUCAUUUUCCUCUCGAAUUACCGUGAAUACUCAACCUCAAGACGACCUCGUUUUCUGCCCAUUUCAUCCCCAAUUUUCACCUCCAUAUUUCAAACCAUUUGAUGUUCGCUUCGACAACUUUUACCUUGAAAUCUGCGCGAAAUGUGUGUGUCUGUGGGGGGUGGCCAAUUACAAGCCUGUCCUGUCGCCCCGGGAAUUCGACGAUCGAUCGUGCACGACCUCCCUGUUUUUAAUCCAAUUAGUGCUACAACUUGCGAAACUAACUUUUUUUUUCAUUUCAGGCUCUUCAACUCGAAAUACAGCACGAAGGUCAACUUCUAGUCAACCGGCUCAACAAACAACUAAAGUGAGUAUUCUAAUGAAAGUGUGAAAAGAGUCCGAUAGGAUCUUUUUUAAUUUGAUUAGUUUGUUCGUUUACAGAGAAGACAACGACGUCGAUUCAACAGAAGAGGAGAGGCGGAAGACGUGCGUAGAUGCGAUUCGGAAGAAGUGGCACACCAUCUACCUGAACAGUCUCUCGCUCGUUUGCCGCAUCGAAGAGCUCAUCAACCAUAAGGUGAGAGACACUUCCUUCUUUUCAAGUUUUCCACUAGUUUCUCUUCAUUAUUCUCCAUCUAACUCGGAAUCAAAUGGGUUGGGCGGUUCGUCGACCCUUUCUGAUGCUGGGCGUCACCCUACGGCCUCUCGUUUUUCUCGUUCUCCCAAAUGGGUUCCAUUAUGAUUUCUCCGUCAGGUGUAGCAAAUUGACUCCUCCAGUCUCGUUCUGUUGUUCUCAUCCAGCUUCUUUUUGUGUUCCUCCUUCGCCCCGUUUGUUAUUGUUUGUACACAUUUUGAUGAGUUGCACGGAAGCUGUUUGACAGCUCGAUCACUUUCGAUGCGUUCCCAGCAGCCCAUUUCCUCGAAUCGUACUGUCAGUUACCACCGUUUCCUUCCUUUGUGUCCUUCGUCCGCCGAUCCAUGAAAUUCACAAUAGUGUGUGCUGUUUUUUGAAUGGGUUUAGAAAAUGAUACACUUUAUUCCGUUUUCCAAAACGAAAACGGCUAGGCACUUUUCCGAUUGUGUCCGUACACCCGCCGACGGUUUUGCCCGUUUCACUCAUCGAAUUAUGCAAAUUGACUGAUUUUUUUGUAUGACUCGUAGUUGUAGAGUAGUCCAUUCCCGCCAAUUUCUAUCUACAUCGGCUGCCACUUCACAUCAGUUUUGCCACGUGUCAUCAGCCUGAGAAAUUGAUACGCUCGGUGUUGUAAGGAGGGCGGAAGAGCACCUCACUCUCGCUUUUCCGCUCAUUUUCAUUCCGCUAUCUUAUUCGACAUUUGAAUUCGGUGCCAACAGCUGCGUUUAGGACUCAUCCGUCCCGGGAGCCCUCGCUGCCAUUCAUCUCGUUAUUAUUCGCACUUUUUGUCACUCAUUAUUAUAUACCUCCGAGCCGCGCCUCAUCGUCCUCCACACCCAACCCAGUUCUCGUCGUAAUCCCGUGCCACACAGGUGCUGCCUCUCCCGUCCUUUCCUCGUUUUCUUCGACCUCUCCCUCCUGGAGAAGCAUUUUCCAGAAUGCACCUGUAGGCAGAGCUCUUGUGCCUAAUUACGGGGUUACCUCCUCAAUUGGGUAUGAAUUAAUCGCGCCCAAAUGAACUCAAGCGACCGCAACGAUACCGCUCUCCGUUUGUUUAUCGAAACGCACGACAUUCGCAUCUUUCUGGCAGUUCCUGGCAGAUAUUAGAGCUGCCGCCGCCGCAGUUCACCACUCGCGCAUUCUCCUUCUGAAGGUUUCCUUUUGCAAUCAUAAUAAUUAUUACUAUCCGCGAAACUAUUAUGGAAUUGUUAAUUGUGUCAGGUCGUAAUGGUUUCUAUGGCACACAGAAUAGUUUAUUAGACCCUGGGGGCGGGAGAGAGACGGGCGGCCACGGGUGGCCAAUCAAAUGGCGAUAAAUCUUGCGGAACAAGAGCCGCCGAAUCAUUUUAUCAUUUCGUGUCCGUGUAAUUAGGCUUGAUGGUCCGAGUUGUGUAACCGAGUGUAAGAGCGGCGGCGAAGGUUGUGGUGGCGGCCGCUCGUAUUCGUGUUUGCAUGCGGAUUCGCCGCCCGUCACUUACUUCACAUGUUCUCCCCGUUUUGGGUUUUUGGUUUCAAAGCGAACGAACUUCAUUCAUUAGUUCGAUGAACUCGCUCGCUUCCAUAAAUGUUCCCACACUACAACUUGCAACUAUAGCCUAGAACUAUAGCCUAGCCUGGGCUCUUGUAGGAAUUAUUCUGGCAUUCUCUACCUCCCGAUCUCCAUUGUUCCGCUCUUUCCCGCUUAACUUUUUCUAUCAGUCGAGUGAUGUGUGCUCCGCUGAACAAUCGAACUGAACACAAAUCGACGCCACCUUUACAAAAGGUGAAUAGUUGGGCAUUGGAGGGACUGUCCCUCAGAGACAUAUGUCCGUGUUUGGCGCUGAUUCACCCACCGAUCAAACAAGGCCUCUGCUCUCGCCUCCCUGUCUUCAAACGAUCAUUCUAUUUCUUUGUCGACACUUGGCCCAACUUGUACCUUUUGGUUAAUUUCUACUGAUCCCCCAACAAGUUUUGUUGUCUAUUUGUUUUUGUUUCAACCGUUUUCUCUCUUUUUCGUCAUUCUCUCUUUUCUUUGCUGUUUGCGCCUAGCAUUAACUGUCUUUUUUGCAUACGUUUCGGCUUACUACAAGAAAAGAGGGUAUCGAGUACAAGGUGUCUUCGAUAGGUUGACUGCGGUUUCUAGUUUUUCCCAUUCCUUAGAGUCUUUCUCCUCAACUUUCUGACUUGUACUUCGCCUGAUUUUUGAAUAUCCCUACACAUCGCCAAGUGAAAUCUCGCACUUCAAAAGUACAUUAGCCGGGUCGGUAUAGUUUGCACAGUUGCAUGAAUCUAUGACACGCAAAUAGUAUCGUGACACACAUUUGCGCAUAUGGGCUUCGUCUAUAUUCGUGUGUUUGUUCGGAAGUGCAUAGGUACAAUUACCUAUGCAUGCGCCUCCAUCCGCGCAUCUUCUCACGCCACUCAAUCUCCCCUUUCACCCAUUUCCCCUUAUAUUUUUGAAUCGUUUCAGCAAGCAUCAGACGAUUCGGAGAGUGAUACGGAUCUCGUCGGACCACCGAUCAAGCGCGCUCGCACACGAACGGGGGAUCUGACAGCGUCGGACACCGAAGAUUCGGACGUCGACGACGAACGGCACAGUCACACGGAGACGAUAGUGACCGACGAGGACAACGUGCUUCCGUUUGCUGAAAGCGAGUACGAGAGCAUCAUGGAUGGCAGGUGAGGAACUGUUCACGUGUGAGGGCUAUUAGAGAAGCUUCUUCCAUCGUUCCUUAUACAGCUAUUCAGAAACCAUUUAAUGGCUUUGUGUCAGGUGGCUAGGAUUAUCCCGUUCGUUCCGCGCACAAAAUGAAUGUGUUUCUUUCGGGUAGCCCUCCGGUCUCAUAAAUUAUCUGCCCGCUUUGCAUUCGCUUUCCUGCUUUCUUCCUCCCUUCUUCUUUCUCUUUAUUCUUCCUAUCCAAAAAUUCUCGAUCUGUUCCAGAAUCACUGUCGAUUCGUGCACCUCCUCUUCCGAAGACCAAAUGGGCGUCGAGCAGUCGAGCAAGAAGUGGGACAGUGUACAACAGGAUGUUGGCUAUUCGAGCGGAGAAAAUUCGAUUCACGAGGCGUUGAACACGUGCGCCGAUCACUUGUAAGUGACCUCGAAAGUAUGGAACAUUCAGAGCACAUGCCGACAUUGACGAAAUGCGCGCAAAGGCGCGCCGAAAAGACGGCAUCUGUUCUGGCGGCUAGGACCGUUUAGCGCUUUCUCGCAACAUGUGCGCGUUUUUAUGAUGAAAAGGGGGCGGAGCGGAUCCGUUGCGGUCAGUAGUUUGUUAGUCGAGUUAGUAUUUGGCGAGAUAGCCAACUGAUUCAAAGAAGAUGCUCAGCAAGUUUCACAAGUGAGUCCCCCCACCUUGCCCUCCCCGCUUGCUUUCCGAGGCAGAAGCGUAUUGUAUCUACGCAGAUACAUGACCUAAUUGGAGUGGUUUGCUAACACCUUUCUAGAUAAAUGACUUGCGCGGGGCAUAAAUCAGUGGACAAGCAACACGGGACGACGCAGCCUUGAAAGUGAUGAGUGGCUCUGCGAGUGAUGAUACGUGAUACCCUACCCUCCGCGCGUACUCUUCAUAUCUUGGUGUGCCGCCAAACAAACGCCCCUCGCUUCGUUUCUUUCUUGUCCGUUGCUUCCCGACAACUUUGAGAUUUAUUAGUUUCGGGUUACGCGUGUUGGACUCAUCUCGCCUCAGGGACCUCUGCCCCCUUUUCGUGCACUUUUCCAGCUAUCAUUCCCGUUUCUGGUGUUUAUUCGAAAGACACUUGAUACUCUUUUUCACUCGGCUGCAGAAUCAAAUUGUUUGUUUUUUCAGGCUGCCAGAGACCAGUGAUAUGCGUCGGAAACGUAUCGAAUGCUCUCCGGUGAAGGCAUUCUAUCGCACUGUUCAACUGGAAGACAUGUCCGAUUUGGAAGUAACGAAGGCGAUUAACCACGACGUCGAUGAGGAUCCGAAUCUGUCCGAUUCCAUGUAUGUCAACCACGAUUCGACGUUCCUGGCCACACAGAAUCUGCCCGAAUACGGUAAGUUGUAGAUUCAUCCACUUUUUUCCUCAUUCUCGCUCUCCAGAUGAAGUGAUGGCUCUGAUGGACUGUGAAGAUCUGCCAAUGGACAUGUCGAUGACAGAAUCGUUCAACACGAAAUGGCGCGAGAUUCACGGACAGAAGAAGCCACUGCGUCGGGCAUCUCGACCGAGCCGCGAACAAAUGGACAUCAUUGCCAAGGUUAUCUCAUUUGCAAUUUGUUUUACUGUGUGUGACGGAAUGACGGAUGGACGGACCGGUGGCGGAGUGAUUGAUAGCGGGGCGAGGUGUGCGGGAUCGCGCGGCCACCGAAGAACAGACUCACUUCUCGUAUUCACGACAUGCUGACUGUUAUUCCGGAGCAGCAGGUGCGGAUGAACGCUUUGCGCGAAAAUAGUCAUAAAUCGGCGGUGGCUGAUCGUAAAACCGAUCGAGGAGCAUCCCAGUCACAGAUAAAAUUACCGAUCAAUGAUUUAUUACAGAGCUCGUGCGAUGCUUCAUCGGAAGACUCGUCUGAAGGAGAAAGCCCGUCACAGCUGGAGGAGGACACCGAAAUGAUGAGUGUGUAAGUACCCGUGGCAAAGGGAACAGGUUUCGAUUCCACCAAGUUUCAGCUCGUUCAACUCGGCUUCGUUCGAUCAUUCGUCCCCUUUGAAACGUCAAAGGUCCGGACGUGGACUCAAAAACGCCAGUUUCCUUUACGACAGUCUCGAGAUGGACGGAUCGUUCUGCUCGACUCGCUCCGAAAUGUUGCCCCCCUGCAAGAGCCGUUCGUUGGCGAGAAGGAAGUUGCGAGUGCGCAGAAUGCCACGCAGCAUGAGCGACGGCGAGCAGCUCGGUGUCACGAGCAGCAAGCCGGAAGGACUUCUGACUCCAAUGAUCCGCGUCUCGCCGCCUUCCACUCCAGUCACUCGUCUUCUUCGUAAACUCGACGCUCAGAUCAGAAACAACAUGGACAGCGACACGGCUCCAGAGCACAGCGACGCGGCGCAAGCAUACGAAUGGGACGAGUACAAUGUGAGUGCAAAACGAUGUUGGGAAAAGGGAAAAAGAGAAUGGAAACGUUUUUAAUCUGCGAAUGUUCCCACAUUCACACGUUUGUGAUAACGCUGAUUGACACUCGGCGCGACACGAUUCUCGUCAAUUCGGUCUUCUGUGAUUUUGAUAUUAGUCGACAACUAGCAUCCUUUUUGUCGUUUUCUCUCAUCUCCUUUGGCAACCACUACGCUGAAGAAAGGGCGACUUUUGGCAACACACUUUGAAAUGUUUCUAUUGACAAUUUCUUUCCUUUUGUGUGCUUAAAAGAUGAGUAUGUUUUGUGCAUUUGCGCUAAAACAGACAAACAGGCGAAUAGUUUUAUGCAUUUUUUGAAAUUCGUCCCCGAGAGUCUGAGAACGGAGGCGGCGGCGGUUCCAAUGCGCACUGAGAACUGGAUCAUCGCUGCGACGAAGAAAAAAGACAAACGCGCGAGAAAUGAUAGAGUGACCGAACGUUUUCCCCUACCACUUUCUCUCCUUUUACUGCUUUCUUUCUCUGCUCGUUCGUCUAAUCCGCGAAAGCCUCGAGAGACUCUCCUUGUGCAAUAAUCUGUUUUCGUGGCGUUGCGUGCACUGACCCGUACUCAUCCGGCGUUGCUUCUGCUCUAAUUGAAGGUGAGGAGGUCGCAUUGGGCCAAUAUCCGACCAUCCAGGCAGCCAGGUGGUGAAACAGACGUUACCGCUCCCUGCACGCGCGCGCAGCACCUCCCCCAUUCAGGAACACAUGCAUAAUAAUAAGCGUAGUGCAUUGCGUUCACCUCGUAAACAUUAUUGCCGCAUAUGCUUCCCCGAAUGAAACCCAAAACUGUCAAACUGCUGGGUGUCGCCCUUCCAUGUAUUAGAAAACAUUCCUCUUUCACGAGCACGGUAUUCAUUCAGUAUCUCAGUUCACUCUCCUUUACUCUCCCAUUUUCAGCCGCCUCAAAAGGACGACUCGGUUGCCGAUCGUCACACUCCGAUCAUGGCUGAAAUCUCAAGCCAACUGCUGAACAUCGACGACGACUUCGCUGAGCACUUCGGAGGAUCGAGUGCGAUUCGGCUCAUAGAAGAGAGCAAGUCUCACUUGAGAGUGGUUCAGAAGCGUUGGAGGAGAGCCACACGGACACACCGCAGCUCUCGAACUUUGAACUGAUCGCGCGUUCCAAUCUCCGCCAGGUCGACGAGGCACUCCGGAAGCAGGCGGGAUAUCAGCCGUCCUUCCUCGAGACAAGCACCCUCCAAGAUUUGCGCGCCGAGUGGGCACAGUUAUACGACUCGAUUCGCAGUCCGUUCGUCAGAAUUAUGCAUCAAGUGAAGAAGUUCGCUUGCACUCUCCAGGAAGUCUCUUCGAUGGCUUCUCUAGGAGACGUCGUUGAUAUUCGUUCGAAAGAAGACGUGACAAAGGCGUUGGACGCGGUGACGGCCAUCGAACGAAGACUGAGCUGUGAGCGGCAAGAAUUGCGGUGAGUCAGCCACGGGGAAUUCAAUUGUUAGCUUCAGGCUCCUCCUUUCUGUAUUGUCCCAGACGAUGUGCAAAUUCAUUGCAUCUCGCUUAUACAAAUUUAUAAUAUUGUUUCACUUCCAGAGAUCUGGUUGCUUCCCCAACUUUCCGUGAAGUUGCCGACGAUCUAUCGUGCGAGUUCGACACCGUUUCGGAGGGGUACGACGACGCCGUCGAUCGAAUCGGAAAGAUGGCUCGCUCGUUGUCUCAAGUGAAAGGAGAGUGGGAGGCGUGGAACAACAGACAGAAUGACAUCCGCAGCGCCAUGGUUCGUAUCGAAUCGCAUCUGAAAGAGGGACAGUCGGACAACAAAAUCAUCGCCGACGAGAUGGAGUUGUGUCAGGAGAGGAUGAACAGCCUCGAGACGAUGUGCAAUUAUCUGACGGCAUCAUUGUCUGGCUUGCAAAACGAAUCGAACGCGAAGAGUAUUCCUGACUUCAAGGCCGAGUUGUCCAUCUACAGUAAUGCGCUGGCAAGGUUGAAGGACAGGUAAGACGCCCGAUGUGAGAAAGAGGAAAGCAUCAGAAACAUUUCAGAUUCAAUGAUAUGGUCCGUGUGCCAACGCCUCCAGCGAUGCAAGUUCAUCCGCCAGAGCCACGCCCAUCAAAGGCUAAAAGUAUGACGACGCAGACGAUGGAUAUGGGAUCAGAAAUGGAAGAGAGCACUCUGACCGUCUCCGAAGCUAUUUCCUCGUCCCGUCUCAUCAAGUUCACAUUCGCCCUUUCGCUGCUCUCCGCACUCGCCGCCAUCUUCUACUAUCACGUGUUCGGAAAGCCGUUCGGUCCCCAUCUCACCUACGUGAACGGACCACCGCCAGUCUAA
Caenorhabditis sp. 36 PRJEB53466 is the source of this 15972-nucleotide messenger RNA. The record is from the annotation of a GenBank genome assembly. Lineage: Eukaryota; Metazoa; Nematoda; Chromadorea; Rhabditida; Rhabditidae.